UACAUCAAAUAUAGCCUAUUGUUUUCACGACAUGUUUUUGUAUCUAGGCUACAGAAACUGCGGUCUGCUGGAAACACAGGGCGGAGCUUUAGCGCCUACUUUUUUUGUUUUGAUGCAUUUUUGUCUGGAAGCCUAUUGCUUGUAGUCUGUCGAGUACUAAGCCGAUUCUAUUUCAAGGGUAGCGAGUCGAAACGGGACAUCGAGACCAUGAUUAAACGACCCGCCGGAAACUUUGCACUCUGGGCACAUUGAGAGCAGUAAGAAAUCACGCCAGGAAUUCAUCGGGGAGCAAGCAGUAAACUAUAAACAUGUAAUUGGAGGACUGUUCCCGAUAAAAUAAUUUGACAACUUUCUACGGAUGCAUGCUACUGUCAUCGUGGGUUUUUUAUAUUUACUGAAGUGGGUAGUUAGGCUACUGGAGGACACACCAAAUUCGUUUAGGUCUUGAGGUGUUUUUCAAUGAUCAUCUCUCCAGCCUUAAUGUCGGUUAAAGAAAAUCCCUCCAACAACAGAAGUAAAGCAAUAUCUACAAACAUGUCCCCCAUCGCAAUCACUAUGAGAACCUUAUGACUUUGGAACGCACGGGUUAGUUUUCUUCGUCAGGGAUACUUGAGCUACCACAGCCCUGGGGCCGGAAAUGGAGGUGGAGCCGAAGCAGGAGCGGGCGAACCAAAGCAAGGCCGACGCUGUUAAGAGUGACCAGGAGGAGUACGACGCGACGGUCUCUGGCCACACCUGUGGCCUCUGUGGACGGGGCUUCCCUCUCCUGAGCUCGCUGUCCCAGCACAUGCGCAGGCACACUGGGGAGAAGCCCUACAAGUGUCCCUACUGUGAACACCGGGCUGCUCAGAAGGGCAGCCUGAAAGCCCACAUCCGCAGCCACAAGCUGGGCCUGCUCAACCGGAGCCUGGGCAAGUUGGACUGUGAGGAGGGGGUUGGGGAGCAAGGACAAACACAGGGGGACCCUAAGAAACUGGAUAGUCCCGCCGACAACCUCGCCAAUGGCACCUCGGCCAAGAAGCACAAAGUCAAUGGCAAGAUGAAAAGCUCCAAGAAGAAAGGCGAAGAAGCAGUCAUCCAGAAUGACGGCAAGGAGGACGAGCCGCAAACCAUGACUGAGGGCGACUCACUUCCGGGAGGGACCUUCUGGGUGGACAAUGGGGACGGUGAGGGUUCCUUUCCCUGUGGCUCUUGCAGCCAGGUCUUCCCCCAGGCCCUGCUCCUCAAGGCCCACAUGAAGAAGCAUCGAGGCUCCCUGGACCACGGUUGCCGCAUUUGUGGCCGGCGCUUCCGCCAGGCCUGGUUUCUCCAGAGCCACAUGCGGAUUCAUCGGGCCAAGAGCCAGCUGCGGGGUGGGAGUGGCGACAGCAGUGAGUCCCAGACCACCCUCAACGGGGUCCCCCGGGAGCCGGCGUCCCUGGUGAACGAGGACUGUCUCUACGAGCUGUGUGCCGGCUGCGGCAACUUCUUCUACGACCGCAAGACCCUCCGGCUGCACGAGAGGGUCCACAAGCAGAGUCACACCCCCAGCAAGCCGCCGCAGCAAGACCCCGGCAACAGCUUGCCGUCACCCGCCGCCAAGAGGCGCUUCCUGGAAUGCCUUAACCUCAGGGCAGCCGGGGCUGGAGAGGUAGCUAUAGAGGGGAGUCUUGGAAGACGGAUCCCCGAGCUGGACCCGGUAUGCAGUUACCAGGCCUGGCAGUUGGUCACCAGAAGAUGUGUGGUAGAGGUGACAGAUAAAAGCCUAGGCUGGGAGGAGAGGCUGGUGGAUGCCGAGGUGGCGUUUGCCCGGGAGAAGGGCGAGUAUGUGCCUCUGAAACAGGAGAAGCGGAAGAGGCAGCUGGACUCCUCCCAAAGAAAGAAGAAGAAAGGGGCCCAGGAUGUUGUCAUUAAUGGUGGCAGCGGUGGGAUCUCCCACCAGCAGGGUGACAGUAGAAAUAGCCGCACCUUAUUGAAUGGGCUCAGCCCAGAGACGUUUGGGAUAUUGCAGAAAAAGGUGAAAUAUGGCCAUCAGUCCAUCAAGCCAGCCACUAAAUCAAACUCUGCCAGUCAGCCCAGCACACCAAGACUAGAAGAUUCUCUAUCUUCCUCUUCCAUAAAGAGGAAUAGUAUCAAGGACCCAACCUAUGAAGAUACCAAGCCAUACCUCUGCGAGCACUGUGACUUCCACACCAGUGACCCCUCUUCCUUCACAUCCCACAUGCACAAGCACCACAAGGACGUCAGGGAUGCACAUCAUCACAUACUGGGAGCUAUUAUGGAAGAACCAAGCCACGACGCUCCCAAGGCCUCAGGUUAUGUGGAAUAUCUCCGGCUGAAGAGCACACUGCUCAGCCAGCCCUACACAAAUCCCUACGUCUGUCCUCCUGGCCAGGAGAGGGCGGCAUCAAGCUGCCAGUCAGAGAAGUCGAGGAGCCUAAAAGUCAAAGGGCAAUCCUCUCAGGAUGCCAUCAUCUACGCCAGUCUCCUCAACCUGUCUGCCCCGCCCGAUGGCCAGGAGGAGGAUGGUGGUGUGAAUCCUGUGGCAGCAGCGUCUGAGGGUAAGCUGGUCAGACACCAGUGUCCGUUCUGCUCCCACACAACCCAUUACGUGGAGGUGCUGUGGAUCCACCAGCGUGUGGCCCACAGGGUGGAUAGUGGCAGCUCCCUGGCCCCCAAGUGGGCCCCAUGCGUCACCGGCUUCAAGGGCCCCAAGGCUGCUGGACGGCGCACAGGGCCCCCGCCCUUUCUGGAGGGCAAAGACUGCCCGGCACUCUCAGUCCCCCGGGCCCAGCGCACACAAGCCCCAGGUUCCACCGCCACACAUCCUUCAGGAGGAGGCACCAAGAGGCCAAAGACCCACACAAGCAGUACAACUACUACUUCCCAGCCCAACACCAACCAGGCCAUGGUGUCAGUGUCGCGUACCUCUACAAGGUUUCCCCCUGGUGGUGGGAAGUCACUCCUACCUCAAAAAAAGAAGUCGAGCCGCCCAACCCAUAUGGAGGAGGUGGCAAAUAAGAGCGUCCGAUCUAAAACGAAAGCCCACCCCAAAGCUCCUGCCGCCACCACCACCGCCUCAACCAUCAUUCAAGGCUUCUCCCAGCAGUCGUCAAGCAGCCCCAAAACCGGACAUUAUCGGGCGGCUGCCGAGGGAAGGCUGCUUCCACAAGAGGGCCUCGGCUUUAUUCUCGCCAGGAACCAUGGCUGGGCCGACCACGCGUCCCAUCUUACCCCAGACAGAACUCACCUCCACCCCCAGCCCCACCCACACUCCCACAGACGUCCACGGGAUCCACCUGCAGCCCUGAAAGGUCAAGACCUUUGGUCAGUCACAAACAUGUUUGGGGCGGAGGGCAGCAGCGGGUACCUGGCACCCACCACCCUCCUCGGCCACGGGAAGAGGGAGUCGACUGCUGUGAACAGCAGAGACACCCCGAUGGACAUGGGCAUCUUGGGUCUGUUGAAGAACUACAGCCCCCACGAGCUGGCAGCUCUCUACCAGCACUGGGGCUUUGUAGAUCCCAGGUUUGACCCACAAGGGACACUGCAGUACAAUGGACAUUUUGAAAACGAAGUCCAUUCCUCCACAGAGGCCUCCAAACAAGUAAUCGGCUGUUCCGCUACUUCAACAGCCUCUCUCAGGAAGGGGACAUGAGAACUCCACAUGCCACAUGCCCUGAAAACUCCACUUCCCAAAAUGCAUUGUUGCAAAAUGAAAGGCCUGCAGUCUCUCACAGGAACCAAGCCAUGACUACAGGAGCUCUUCACUUUAGGGGCCCAAUUGUCUCAAGGGACACUCUUUGUUUACAACUAACUAAUCCACCCGGACAAAAGGAGUUACCAUAACAUGCGGACGUGACAGAGUGGAAAUUCUUCCCCAACUGGAGUGUACACUCACAACCGUCUGCACUGUAACUCAACAAGCACCGUCAAUGUGUCGGACCCAGAAAGGCUAAGGCAUUUCUGCAUCCAGAGCAACAGAACUUCUCAGGAAGGCAGUAGCGAUGCACUGAACCAUCUGCUACGUCACCCACUGGGCUUAGAUCACAGGAGGUUGGUGGCACCUUAAUUGGGACAGACUGGUUCAUGGUAAUGGCUGGAGCAGUAUAAGUGAAAUGGUAUCAAAUACAUGAUUUCCAUGUGUUUGGUGCCAUUCUGUUCGCUCCGUUCCAGUCAUUAUUAUGAGCUGUCCUCCCCUCAGCAGCCUCCACUUAGAUGUUUCUGUGGUGAAAGUAUACUGAUUUAGAGAUGGUGCAGUUGGGUUAGAUAACUGAUCCUAAAUCAGUUGUUAAAUGGCAGGAAACCAGGAUCCCCCAGGAAGUUUUAUGUAACCUUUAAACCCUUUAAAUCCAUGUCAGAGAAAAAAAAAAGCAAAGACUGAAACUUUCAUGUUAUAGCCCUCCAGAGAAUUGUUAGAAAAGGGUGAAGUAAUCAGAUUGGUAUGUGUAUUUGUUUUAGUCAUCUGUUUAUUUGAGCUUUUGGCACUUUUUUUCUGUGGUAUUUGGAAACGGUUUGGAUUGGUCAGGUCAGCCAGCUCACACCAGCAAUGUUACUACCUACCUUUUAAAGCUGGAAUCCUUAAUGGUGAAACCACCACGUCCGUUUGUGAUAUUACCACGGCAAAGAAGUUUUCCCUCGGACAUUGCGCGAUGCUCCCCAGGCUCUGCUUCGUCCCAAAAAACGAAAACUAUAACAAAGGCUGUGGGGCGGACAGUUUCCUCAACUUAUUACUCCGUCUUUAAGCAACAAUAAUGAGGCAGCUGUUUGUGACUUACCAGCCAUCUCCAGCCAUGUUUACACGAACAGCAAGCAUGCUAGACUCUGUUGACCUGGGAUGUGGUGGAGGGUAAAUGCACGUAAACGUCGGCAGGUAGCCUCGGCAGGUAGCCUCGAGGUUAGACUGUUGGGCCAGUAACAGGGGACGCAAGCAGAGAGAGGUUAGUGCAGUGUUUCCCAAACUUGGGGUCGGGGCCCUAUGUGGGUUCCCCUGAGAAAAUCUGUACUAAUAUUAUUAAACAACUUUUAAAAACAAAAACAUAUUGUUCAUUAUUUCCCCAUGUCCUACAUUCCCUAUAGGCCUACAUUAAAAUGCCAUCAACAUGCAAACAAUACAGUUAUGAAAAUAGGUUAUAGUUUGUAUAGGUGGUUGUUUGUCUUAUCUCGAUCGCCCACUAGAGGUCAUGGUUUAACCACCUUUUUUUUUACCUCUACAUCACAGCUUCUGACUAGCACCUAGAUGGAGUAUGUGUGUUCUAUUUUAGUUCUGUUGCGUUAAGUCUAUGUCCACUCAAGUUGAUAUCCCAACGUUGAAAGACUGGAUUCUCCGUGUUAAAAUGAAAUAGAUUCCAUCGCUAGGGAACACUGACGAUGCGGAACAUGUUUCUCAGACCUCAGAAAAUGGUGUUCUGUUGAGAAUUUUUUUUUUUUGUGUGUUCUGUUCUGAUAAUUCCACUUCCCAGGCCAUCUGAUCCAGUUGGAACUUAAAAUGAAUCCAGAAUGAAUGGAAAAGAAAAGCACUAUGUAACUUACAGAUUUGCAGCGCUUCAUGAGUAUAGUUGGAUCGACACAACCAACGGUUGUGAACUUGAACAGAAGGCCACUUUUGAGGUUUGAGAACAGAAAAUGUCUGAGAAGGUAGAUGUGCAGUUUGACUCCAUGAAAAUCACGACUCUUCACUGAGGAGGAUUGUGGGUUCGGUCUUGGACUGUCUGUGUUUAGUUCCUUUUUGCAGUGUUUUAUUUUGGUGUUUUGCUGAAUCACUGGGUAUCUCUGUCUUAGAAAUGGCUUCUGCAGUGUUUUCAAGUUAUUUUAGCUGCCCACAAGGAAGGAAAGCCAUACAUGUUAAACAGUACCAAUCUGAUGUAUUUACUUCGUUAUUUAUCAAAUAUUAUAUGAUAGUUAUCCACCUUGAUCGAUUGUCGUAUGUAAAAAAAAAUAUAUAUAAUUUAUGAUUUGAAGUCAAUUAUAAAAUGGCCGACUUUUGUAAUAAGAAAAGGUUGGUGCUUUAGAGGGACGUAUUUCUCAGAAUGCUUCAUGAAGACUAGCUGUGUUUGUUAAUGGUGCUCAGAUAUUCUUUUAGGACUUUAGAUGGUGGGGUUGUAUUUUCAAAGUAUUUAUAUGGCACAAUACCUGUUAGUACAAAUAAAACUUGCUAUAUUUA
Molecule: messenger RNA, 6142 nt
Organism: Oncorhynchus tshawytscha (Chinook salmon)
Lineage: Eukaryota; Metazoa; Chordata; Actinopteri; Salmoniformes; Salmonidae
Product: zinc finger protein 516-like
Exons: 5
Coding region: 638-3637 (999 amino acids)
Biological process (GO): regulation of DNA-templated transcription
Cellular component (GO): nucleus
Molecular function (GO): DNA-binding transcription factor activity, RNA polymerase II-specific; RNA polymerase II cis-regulatory region sequence-specific DNA binding
Source: RefSeq, a predicted model, not a curated record